CCGCCUUUCUAGACCCGAAAGUGAACUGUUAUUUUGUUUUUUUCAUUGUUGGGUCUCUCGUAACUCAGAUGACCAUGGAGAACAAAGCCGCGACCAUGGAGAACGGUGAAAUUCCUGAAAACGCCAACGACCAUUGCCCUGGUCCCAAAUCAGAGUCUGCAGGACAAUCUGACGCCUGCCAAGGUUGCCCCAAUCAAGAAGUUUGUGCUACUGCGCCUAAAGGCCCUGACCCAGACUUGGUUGCAAUUGCAGAAAGAUUGGCUACUGUCAAGCAUAAGAUACUGGUUUUAUCGGGGAAGGGUGGAGUUGGCAAGAGCACAUUCUCUGCCCAACUGUCAUUCGCUCUAGCAGCAAUGGAUUUCCAGGUAGGUCUACUUGACAUUGACAUUUGUGGCCCGAGCAUACCAAAGAUGCUUGGCCUACAAGGUCAAGAUGUCCACCAGAGCAACCUUGGCUGGUCUCCCGUCUAUGUCGAGUCCAACCUUGGUGUCAUGUCGAUCGGAUUCAUGCUUCCUAACCCUGAUGAAGCUGUCAUAUGGAGAGGCCCGCGCAAGAAUGGGCUCAUCAAGCAAUUCCUGAAGGACGUCUACUGGGGUGAACUUGAUUUUUUGGUUGUUGAUGCUCCUCCUGGGACCUCAGACGAGCACAUCUCAAUUGUCCAAUUGCUCGAGGCUUCCGGAAUAGAUGGUGCAAUUAUAGUCACCACUCCACAAGAAGUCUCCUUGAUCGAUGUGCGGAAAGAAGUGAGUUUCUGCAAGAAAGUUGGAGUUCAGGUUCUUGGGGUUGUUGAGAACAUGAGUGGCUUGUGCCAACCAGUGAUGGAUUUCAAGUUUACGAGGAUGACAGAGACAGGUGAACAAAAAGAUGUUACGGAGUGGGUUAAGGAAUAUGUGAGAGAAAAAGCACCAGAACUUCAAAAUUUGAUAGCUUGUAGUGAAGUCUUUGAUAGUAGUGGUGGUGGUGCAGAAAAAAUGUCUAGGGAAAUGGGUGUGCCUUUUCUUGGCAAGGUUCCAUUGGACCCACAGCUCUGCAAGGCUGCUGAAGAAGGUAGAUCCUGCUUUGCUGAUCAAAAAUGCCCGGUGAGCGCUCCUGCACUGAAGAUGAUCAUAGAAAAACUAAUAGAAGAGCAUGGGUUCUCAAGAAUGUUGGUAGAUGAUAGUGCGUAGGCAAUUAGCUUUGGCUCCUGGCCCUUGUGGAUCAAAAUUUUGUCUUUGUUCUUCUGUCCCCGUUUAUCUAUGGGACUCGCUAUUUAGUAUUUUCCUAUCUUUCUCUCAUUCUCCUUUUUUUGAAAAUUAGCUAUUAGAUCUGUAAGACCUACACCUACAGAUUCAAUAGCUGAUUUUAAAAAAGUAAGGAUGGGAGAAUACAUAAUGGCAUUUCUCUUUAUCUAUAAUUAAGUAGCAUGAAUUUCAUUUGUUUGUAGCGUUUACAUUACUUUUCAAGUUAUAUGUAACAACAGAGAGUACGUCGUUUAAACAUGACUACUGGCGCUGGUGAAUGUAAUGACCCUUUUUGGCUGUUUCAAAUAAAAAAGAUACCCCUUGUAUCAA
Molecule: messenger RNA, 1550 nt
Organism: Alnus glutinosa
Lineage: Eukaryota; Viridiplantae; Streptophyta; Magnoliopsida; Fagales; Betulaceae
Product: cytosolic Fe-S cluster assembly factor NBP35
Exons: 3
Coding region: 69-1166 (365 amino acids)
Biological process (GO): iron-sulfur cluster assembly
Cellular component (GO): cytosol
Molecular function (GO): ATP-dependent FeS chaperone activity; ATP binding; 4 iron, 4 sulfur cluster binding
Source: RefSeq, a predicted model, not a curated record